Molecule: messenger RNA, 977 nt
Organism: Gryllus bimaculatus (two-spotted cricket)
Lineage: Eukaryota; Metazoa; Arthropoda; Insecta; Orthoptera; Gryllidae
Source: the annotation of a GenBank genome assembly
AUGGCGCCCGCUGCCCACGUGGGGCUCCGCGCCGCGCCGCGCCGCGCCGGUCGUCCCAAAGGCGCACUUCCUGCUUCGCGCCGCCUGGACGCGCCCGUCGCCGUGGCGAUGCUGCGCCCCGCAGCCGCGCUGCGCACUGCGGGUGGCGUCCGGCCGCAUCUUCAGGCGCUGGCCGCGGGCCUGGGCCCGGCCCCGGGGCGAGGACGCUGGCUGCCGGGGGGCGGCGUCCGCUGGGCGGCGGACGCUGAUUCGUCGAGGCGCCCCGCACCCUCGAGUAGAUACGUAUUGAAAUAUGUUAUUAAUUUUAAAGUAGCAAAUUCGAAGCUGUAUGAACAAGUUGGAAUCGACAAAAAGGGCCGAAGUGAACGAGAUAGCGCGUCCCGGCAUUACAAGCGAGGGUGGACUCAAACUGAAGGCCAAGGUCCAAUGCGUUGCUUACAAAGUAGCCGAAAAAAGGUUCGAAUAAAGGAAUUCAUGCAAAAGAAGCAUUCACUAUAUUUCCAAGGAACUACGCUAAAAGAUCAAAAAGCACAAAUUGUUUCUGCAACAGUUUCGCAGUUCUCGCGUAAAGCAAAGUCUACUAUUCCCGUGUACGUUUGUAAACUCGUACUGCGAGCGCUCGCGCCCGCCGUCACUCCAGAUGAGCAUCGCGCCGCGCCGCGUCGCGCAGUCUGCGGCAGGCGGCGCGCGAGGAGGCCCAUGACAACGAGAUGCGCGCGCAGAGGGGGCUCAUCACGGAAGCAGCCAGCAGGGGGAAAUGGCAGCUUCUAGAGAUCUUCCAACGAUAUUCUUCGAAAUAUACUAAACAUUUCCCUAGAAUGGAAAAUCGAGUGUGAUCUAAACGUACAACAGCAGGUGAAUGCAAUUUUAUUGUGGUUGUUAUUUGUUCCAUGUCUUUACUACUUGAGCAUUGAUCUAUUUUGUAAACUUGUGUUGUUAUAAUUUGUCGAAAAUAUUCAAUAAAUUACUGACUUGUU